This is a messenger RNA of Cotesia congregata, 747 nucleotides long. NCBI's taxonomy places the organism in Eukaryota, Metazoa, Arthropoda, Insecta, Hymenoptera, Braconidae. The record is from the annotation of a GenBank genome assembly.
AUGAGUCAAUUUAUAAAACCAUCAGCUCCAAAAGCUUUGCGUGGUAAAGCACGCCCCAAUCUAAAUGCCACUAUUUCAGCACCAAAUUCGCCGAAAGCUCUCACCUCCAGGAGAACUAUGGCCCCCGGUUCACUGUCAACAUCCUGCGCGUCAACAUCAGCACCCUCGUCAUUAAACGUUACCAUGAGAAGCACUUCAAAGAGUUCCAAGAAGACUAAACCGGACCCGGUCCGCCUGGCCUACAUCGAGUAUCUGAUAGCGAGAGCUAUGAACAGUGCAGUAGAAAUAGAAAGUGAUAAACGUGCUGAAGAACUUACCAAAAAGCUUAUUUUACUUGAAAUCAAUGAUGACGAGACUUAUGCAACCUUGAACGAAUACGAGAUGAAAAUCAAGGAGGCCAAGGCUUUUGUAGAGGCUAAAAUGAAAUUUCUAAAACAAAUAGAAAAAAUAAAUGAUGAACUGGAAUUGAAGGAUGAAGUAAUGGAAACUUUGGAGCGGAUCCAGGGCAAACUUCAAUCAAUGGAUAAAUUAACAGUCAUAAAUAUUGAGACACACGAAGAGGAAUGGAUUGUUUUGAAAGAUUUGAUAGAAGAGUGUGACCAAGUAAUGGAUAGUAUCACAAAUGAUUAUAGAGAUUUUGAUUUAACUCUUGAACUUAAGAAAAAUCUUGAUGAGUUUAUUAAUUUACUCACAGCUGUCUUUAAACAACUGCAUAUGCAACAUUCGUGGAGAGUUAGAGCUGCUUGA